Molecule: messenger RNA, 2328 nt
Organism: Pseudomyrmex gracilis
Lineage: Eukaryota; Metazoa; Arthropoda; Insecta; Hymenoptera; Formicidae
Exons: 4
Coding region: 1-2328 (775 amino acids)
Molecular function (GO): nucleic acid binding; RNA-DNA hybrid ribonuclease activity
Source: RefSeq, a predicted model, not a curated record
AUGGGGUGUUUGGACUCAGUGGUGGAUGGAUCAUUCAUGGAUAACCCGGUAACCCAAGACGAGUACGCAUCUGCGGUAAAGUCCCUAAAGAAGGCGUAUCCGGAACAGUGGAAACAGUACUUUGUAGUACUGAUCCCAAAACCUGGUCGUAGUGGAUCGUACAGACCCAUCUCGUUAGCCAACAACUUAUUAAAGGGCGCAUUUGACAAUGUGGUCCCUGAGAUCCUUUUGUCAAUGCUGCCGAGGCUCGGGGUGACCCCCAGUGCUGUAGCUUUUGUUGCGUCAGUGAUCAGUUUUAGGGAUCUGAUGGUGUAUGCUUCGGGUGUUUUUAUUCAACAUAGAACUACCACUCGAGGACUUCCACAGGGCUCUGUGUUGAGCCCUUUGUUGUUUAACUUGUAUAUGUCUCGCGUUGAGUCAAGUCUACCACCUGGGGUUGAAUCACUCAUAUAUGCGGACGAUCUGGUAGUUUAUGGCACGGGACAGUCUAUUACCGAGGUCUCCUGCCAACUGAAUAUGGCCUUGUCUAAUGUCCACAGACACCUGUCUUCUCUGGGCCUGAACAUAUCGCCUAGCAAAUCUGUAGCUACAUUCUAUUCCUUAAAUUCUCUAAGGAAUACUAAGUGGCUAAUCAAAAAACAUAAUAUCAAAAUACAAAUCGGACAGUCACCUGUAAAGGUGGAAUGGAAUGUAAAGUUUUUGGGUGUUUAUAUUGAUUAUAAACUAAGUUGGAAAAAACAUGUUGUUAUGACCCGUAAUAAGGUCCUUCCUAGGGUUAACAUCCUAAAAGCAAUUGCAGGUAUAAAGUGGGGUGCGCACCCUUUGGUGUUGAUGACGGCGUAUAAGGGACUGGUGAGGUCGGUCUUUGAGUGGGGCUGUCAGGUCACCUUCCCUCUCGGUGAACAGGAAAUGCAGGUGCUGGAUAGGUUACAGUACGCGUGUGUUAGAGUUGCGUGUGGCCUUAUGCGAACUACCCCGACCAAUGUGUUGUUAGACUUAGUGUGUGAACAACCCCUGAUGUAUAGACACAGGUACCUACUUAGCAAGUAUGUUUGCAGGGUUUUGGCGAGGACCAAUCACCCGGUGGGACGGUUGAUCGAGGAGAAUUGUGCGAACUGGUCUCCAAUUUGCGUGGGCGUCCGGUUUGGCCUCAUGGAGAUUGGCAAGGAGUUAGCACCGAUCACUAGGAAUGUUAUCAGGUAUACGUUGCCGGGUAGCUUGGCCCUCCCUUUUGGGGUGGGUUAUAGAAGGUGCUGUGUGGAUACUGAGGUAGGGUAUCGGAUUCGUGAGUCUGAGGAUCCUCAGAGUGUGUUUUCAGGCUAUCUAUCGGAAACUGGUGCUACUCGAGUGUUUUUUACAGACGGUUCUCUGGCCCGCCCAAGUGACGGUGCUUCUCCGGCAGCUGUGGGGUUUGCUGUUGUGUCCGUAAACCCAGUGUUGGUCCACCAAGAACGGAUCGGCGCUUCGUCUACUAUUUUCGAUGCGGAGGCGAUGGGAGUGCUGUGUGCAUUGGAAUAUGCUGAUGAUCUUGGUUUUCCAUCAGUAGUGGUAGCCUCUGACUCACUGUCUGUGUUACGUUGCCUGGAGUCACCGGACCCGAGAGGGAAUCAUUCUUUAGUUGUGUACAAAAUAAAGGAGGUAGUUGUGAAGUUAGAAAGAAAGGGAGUCAGAGUUAAGUUUGUCUGGGUACCUGGCCAUGUAGGCGUUCAUGGCAAUGAGCUCGCUGACUCACAUGCAAAACAAGCCUUGUCUCUACCUGAACCAGCUGAAAAACAUGAGGUCUCUUCCCUCUUCCCCUCUAUCAGGUCGACUAUCUUACAGCAGUCUAGAGAGCAUCUCCUUAGUUUGUCUCGCCAUAAGGGUGGUCGCUAUUUUAAGUAUGUACCGGAACCGCUGGGCAAACCUUGGUACUCUAAGACUAAGAAAGGGAAGUUCCUCCCUAGACAGUUAAUUUCUCUAGUGUCUAGAAUUCGUACAUACCACACAGCAGUGAACAGUCACCUGUUUGAGAAAAAUAUAGUUGAUAGCGCGAGCUGCCAGUGCGGCCAACCGGAACAAAAUAUUAAUCAUGUUUUCUUCCAUUGUCCAUGUAAUAAAGAACAUUCGGACAGGUUGCUAAUCGAUUUGUAUCACAAUGGGUUUAGUCCACCGUAUAGCGUAGAGAAGGUAGCCUUUUCUGAUAACGUUAGCGCCAUGUUUGCUUUGUUAAAGUUUGUUAAUACAACCAACAUCCUGAGUCUCAGUACACAGCGCAGCAGGCAGCCUAGUGUUGUGUCCAAGCUAGCCUGUGCGCUUAAAGCAAAGACUGGCCGGUGCCUAAACAGUUAA